UUGCUGCCCAUAAAAUUUACCUAUAAAUACACAAGAUUACUGCGAUGCUUACAACAACCUAAUCGUUGUAGAAACACUUUCUAGUGAUAAAAGAUGGGAUUUAACAUUUUCUCUCAUGCCUUGCUCGUUAUACUUCUCUCACUGUCAGCCUCUCAUGUUCUUGUCCUAGCGGGGGAUCCCGACAUCAUCUCAGACUUCAUUAUCCCACCAAACUUGAACAACUCGCUCGUGGACGGCACCUUCUUCACCUUCACUGGACUUCGUCCCUUACUCACGUUGCCCCCACCAACAAACUUCACCGUCUCCAAGGUGACAAUGGCAGAAUUCCCCGCCCUAAAUGGCCAGAGUGUCUCUUUUGCCGUCUUAAUGUACCCGCCUGGCAGCGUGAACCCACCGCACACUCACCCUCGGUCUGCGGAGCUCUUAUUCCUUGUUGAGGGUUAUCUCGAAGUCGGAUUCGUUGAUACUACAAAUAAGCUGUACACUCAGAAAAUGCAACCGGGUGAUAUGUUUGUGUUCCCGAAAGGGCUUGUUCACUUUCAGUACUGCACCGGGCCGAAGCCCGCUGUCGCAUUUUCUGCUUUCGGAAGUGCGAGCGCGGGGCUUGUUUCUGUCCCUGGAAGUGUUUUUACGAGUAAUAUUGAUGAUGGAAUCCUUGCCAAGUCCUUCAAAACGGAUGUUGGUACAAUUCAGAAGUUGAAGGAGGGGCUUGCAGCAAACAAGUGCUGAGUGUGGGAUUAUUAGAGUGCAUAAUAUAUAGUACGAGUGUGGACUACACAUAGGAAAUCAUUACCUAUGUUUAAGUUACAAAAAUAAAAUAGCAUUAGUGUGUUAUGAUAACUACAUUUGGACGUGUAUUCAUAAAGUGCAAUUUUUUGGUUGUUACCAGA
This is a messenger RNA of Ananas comosus (pineapple), 890 nucleotides long. Its product is annotated as germin-like protein 9-3. Lineage: Eukaryota; Viridiplantae; Streptophyta; Magnoliopsida; Poales; Bromeliaceae. Gene Ontology annotation, molecular function: manganese ion binding. The record is from RefSeq and is a predicted model, not a curated record. Bases 94 to 729 code for a protein of 211 amino acids. Gene Ontology annotation, cellular component: cell wall. The transcript has a single exon.